GUAGCAGAAGCUCCACAAGUCCACAACACCUUCUGCUCCUGCCUCGCCGGCCGCCGCCGCGUCCCGGCUAGCCCGAAGGAACUCCGCCGCAAAUACAGCUAUGAGCUCAGCCGCUUCCGCGGCGCCACCUAGCCGCCGCACUAGGAGCCGCCCGCCAUCAGCUUCUUCUCGCAAGUCUGACGACUCCUCGGCCGCCGCCGCCAACGGGAAUGGGAACAGGAAGGUCGCAACCAAGCCCGCCUCCCCCCACCAGCUCACGGGGGAGAGGACAGUGAAGAAGUUACGGCUCUCCAAGGCACUGACGAUACCGGAGGGGACGACGGUGUUGGAUGCGUGCCGGCGGAUGGCGGCGAGGCGGGUCGACGCCGUGCUGCUCACCGACAACCAAGGGCUCCUCUCCGGCAUAGUCACCGACAAGGAUAUAGCUACAAGGGUGGUUGCUGAGGGGCUUAGGGUGGAGCAAACCAUCAUGUCCAAGAUCAUGACACGAAAUCCUGUUUAUGUGAUGUCUGACACGCUCGCCAUUGAGGCUUUGCAGAAGAUGGUUCAAGGGAAAUUUAGACACCUUCCCGUUGUAGAAAAUGGUGAGGUUAUUGCUAUGCUGGACAUUGCAAAAUGCCUUUAUGAAGCAAUAGCAAGACUGGAAAAGGCUGCAGAACAAGGAAGUGCAAUAGCAGCUGCUGUUGAAGGGGUCGAACGUCAAUUAGGAGGGAACUUUUCAGCUCCUUCUGCUCUCAUUGAAACUCUAAGGGAGAGGAUGUUCAAACCUUCUCUGUCAACCAUCGUCACAGAGAAUACAAAAGUAGCAAUUGUUUCGCCUACAGAUCCUGUGUGUGUAGCAGCACAAAAAAUGCGAGAGUUUUGUGUUAAUUCAGUGGUUGUCUCUACAGGAAACACAUUGCAGGGGAUCUUUACCUCAAAAGAUAUACUUAUGCGUGUUGUGUCACAAAAUAUUUCCCCUGAGUUGACUCUAGUAGAAAAGGUGAUGACUGUUAACCCAGAUUGUGCCACAUUAGAAACAACAAUUCUUGAUACAUUACAUAUAAUGCAUGAUGGCAAAUUCUUGCAUAUUCCUGUUAUUGACAAAGAUGGACAGAUUGCUGCUUGCCUGGAUGUCCUGCAACUUACCCAUGCAACUAUUCAAUUGGUUGAAGGAGGGAAUGGAACUGUGAAUAAUGUCGCAAACUCGGUAAUGCAGAGGUUCUGGGACUCUGCUCUUGCAUUGGAGCCUCCAGAUGAGGAAUUUGAUAGCCAUAGCGAGGUAUCCUUACUCCUGCAGUCAGAGGCUGGAGAUGGAAAGAGUAGUGUUUAUCCCCCUGUGGUUGGCAAUUCGUUUUCCUUUAAGCUCCAAGACCGAAAAGGCCGUGUGCACAGAUUUACUUGUGGCUCAGAGAGCUUGGACGAGCUUGUGUCUUCUGUAAGACAAAGAUUAAGUAUUGCUGAUGAAAAAGAAGCUGUGCAACUCUUGUAUGAAGAUGAUGAAGGUGACCGAGUGCUGCUGACAACAGAUGCCGAUCUUGCUGGUGCACUGCUGCAUGCCAAAUCAUCUGGGUUGAAGGUGCUGAAGUUGCACAUCGAAGACCCUAGUUUGAACACUGAAGUGACAAAACCAUCCCAAGAGCUGGCACCACCUCCCCUCAAGAGUGGGAUAUCGAUGGUUCAUGUUGGGUUAACGGCCGGUGUAGUCGCUCUCAGUGGCGCAGCAGUGAUGGUUUACUUGAAACGAUCUCAACUGUGAUUUCGAAAAUCGGAGGAUGUUUUUUAGGAGCUUGAUUAUCUGAAACAAGCAUUGCCAUCAGCUAAUGCAUUCUGAAGCUUUGCCUUCACUCGGUGCCAUUUACAAGCUAAGAACUGAAGGAAUGUACAGAAAUGAAGACCACAUCUGUGAUCUUUUGAUGAGCUGAAAGUCCGUACAGGCCACGGGACAAGAUCACUGUUUUUGGAGGUGAAUUUCUGGGCAGAACGGCGUGCCUAUCUUUGUUCAUUCAGCACAAGCCGUGGCAAUUUCACGACUAUGAUGUAAUGUGUAAACAUUACAUAUUUGUUCCUAUUCAUACUGAUGUAUUUGUUUGUAGAUAAAAACUCAUUUCACAUGACACUAUUGUUUGAGAA
Molecule: messenger RNA, 2112 nt
Organism: Zea mays
Lineage: Eukaryota; Viridiplantae; Streptophyta; Magnoliopsida; Poales; Poaceae
Product: CBS domain containing protein
Molecular function (GO): protein binding
Source: RefSeq, marked provisional